Emericellopsis cladophorae is the source of this 666-nucleotide messenger RNA. RefSeq names its product Ubiquitin-conjugating enzyme E2-34 kDa-like protein. Gene Ontology annotation, biological process: proteasome-mediated ubiquitin-dependent protein catabolic process; protein polyubiquitination. Bases 1 to 666 code for a protein of 221 amino acids. Lineage: Eukaryota; Fungi; Ascomycota; Sordariomycetes; Hypocreales; Bionectriaceae. Gene Ontology annotation, molecular function: ubiquitin conjugating enzyme activity. The record is from RefSeq and is a predicted model, not a curated record. The transcript is spliced from 3 exons.
AUGGCGAUGAAACGAUUGACACAAGAGUUGGGCCCUCUGCAGAAAGAAAAAUGGGUGCUCAUCUACCCCGACGAGAGGGACAUGCAGCGUUGGAGGCUGGGCCUCUGGGUGGUCAACCCCGACAGCGUCUGGCAUGGCGCUUACCUCAAGGCCGAAAUGAAGUUCCCAAACGACUACCCCUACGCGCCGCCGACCUUCCGCUUCCUGACAAAGAACAUCACCCACCCAAACGUCUACGCCGACGGCGACCUCUGCAUCUCGAUUCUUCAUAAGCCUGGCGACGACAUUACAUCCGGCGAACUGGCCAGCGAACGCUGGAACGUUCUCCACGGCGUCGAGUCGGUCCUUCGCUCUGUCCUCCUGCUACUCGACGACCCCGAGAUCAACUCCCCCGCGAACGUCGAUGCAGGCGUCCUCUACCGCGAUCGACGCGCAGAGUAUGACGCGAGAGCGAAGCAAAUUGUCGCCGAAUCUCGAAAGAGCGUCCCUCCGGGUGAGCGGAUGCCUACGGCAGAGGAGCUGGCGCCGAAACCAGUCGCGUCCGUCGACGACGAUGCUGACUUUUGGAAUAUGACGGAUGAAGAGGAUGAAUUUGGCGGCAGCGACAGCGAUGCGGACGACUUUGAGGAUGAUGAUGAUGAUGACGACGACGAUAAGAGUCGUUGA